Molecule: messenger RNA, 1444 nt
Organism: Rosa rugosa (rugosa rose)
Lineage: Eukaryota; Viridiplantae; Streptophyta; Magnoliopsida; Rosales; Rosaceae
Product: rust resistance kinase Lr10-like
Exons: 4
Coding region: 114-1274 (386 amino acids)
Biological process (GO): protein phosphorylation
Molecular function (GO): ATP binding; protein kinase activity
Source: RefSeq, a predicted model, not a curated record
CUCCGCUCUACAGUUUUGAUAUUUUUUGGUGGCCGAACGAUCGACGGUGCAGAUCAGGAUGGGAUCGCUUUUCAACCUGUAUACCCUAUACCAUCUCAGGUUUCUUUGUCUAUAUGCAAUGGAGAUUUCAAGAAUAUCGAGUGCUGAUAAGCAUCAUCUUCGGAGUAUUCUUUCUAGCAAGAUUUAUAUUAGGUGUUGGGCUUUUGAUCUAUAAAUGGCGAAGAAGGCAUUUGUCAAUAUAUAGCACAAUAGAAGACUUUUUACAGAGCGAUAGCAAGUUCAUCCCAAUAAGAUACUCUCACUCAGAUAUUAAGAAGAUGACUCAUGGCUUCAAGGACAAGUUGGGUGAAGGAGGCUAUGGCACUGUAUUUAAAGCAAAGUUACGAAGUGGACGUUUUGGAGCCAUUAAGAUGCUAGGCAAGCCCAAAGCUAAUGGACAAGAAUUCAUUAACGAAGUAGCCACAAUUGGGAGGAUACAUCAUGUUAAUGUGGUGCAACUUAUUGGUUAUUGUGUUGAGGGCUCUAAGUGUGCUCUGGUAUAUGAUUUCAUGCCAAAUGGAUCUUUGGAAAAAUACAUUUAUUUUAAAGAGGCAAGUGUUUCGUUGGGUUGUGAUAAAAUGUAUGAGAUUUGUCUUGGAGUGGCUAAAGGGAUAGAGUAUCUACAUCAAGGUUGUGACAUGCAAAUUUUGCAUUUUGAUAUCAAGCCUCACAACAUUUUACUUGAUGAGAAUUUUAUCCCAAAAAUUUCUGACUUUGGGCUUGCAAAAUUAUAUCCAACAGAUGAUAGCAUUGUCUCUUUAACAGCGGCAAGGGGUACAAUGGGAUAUAUAGCUCCUGAGUUGUUCUACAAAAAUCUAGGAGGUGUGUCAUGCAAAGCUGAUGUUUAUAGUUUUGGAAUGUUGUUAAUGGAAAUGGUAAGCAGAAGGAAGAAUUUGAAUGCAAUUGCAACUCAUUCAAGCCAAAUUUACUUUCCUUCAUGGGUGUAUGAUCAGUAUAAUGAGGGAAAUGACUUGGAGAUGGUUCUAGAGGAGGAAAGGCACAUAAUAAAAAAGAUGGUUAUAACCGCCUUAUGGUGUAUACAACUAAAGCCCGAUGAUCGUCCUUCAAUGAAAACAGUUAUAAAGAUGCUGGAAGGAAGUGUUGAAUUCCUAAAAAUGCCACCUAAGCCUUUUUUGUGUCCACAACAGAUGCCUGUAGCAAAUGUAAGUGAUGGUAAUAUGGAUCCAGCAUGUUCUAAUACAGAGCUAACAAUAUCUACUUUGUCAACUAGGUAAUAUCAACUAGAAUGGACUUCAUCUGUUUGAAUUUCAAUCCAAUUUAGUUGUUAUUAAACACGCACUAUUGGGGUCUGUGUGUAUAGUGAAUCUGCGUCCUCUGCAUUUGAAGUGGAGGCUAAAGCUGUUAGGGUAGCUAGUGCUGGCAGUUCAGUUCCAACUUGCUCCUA